Molecule: messenger RNA, 13897 nt
Organism: Tyto alba (common barn owl)
Lineage: Eukaryota; Metazoa; Chordata; Aves; Strigiformes; Tytonidae
Gene: SORCS2
Product: sortilin related VPS10 domain containing receptor 2
Exons: 28
Coding region: 98-3208 (1036 amino acids)
Cellular component (GO): membrane
Molecular function (GO): protein binding
Source: RefSeq, a predicted model, not a curated record
CCGCUCCAGGAGAGCAUCCUCGGCGGCGGGCCGGGAGCAGGUCUCCCUCGUCAGCACCUCCUUCGUGCUCAAGGGGGACGCGUCUCACAACCAGGCGAUGGUGCACUGGACGGGCGAGAACAGCAGCGUGAUCCUGAUCCUUACCAAGUAUUAUCAUACUGACAUGGGGAAAGUGCUGGAGAGCUCUUUGUGGAGGUCCUCAGAUUUUGGGACGUUAUACACAAAGUUGAAUCUACAGCCUGGGAUUGCCACUGUUAUUGACAAUUUCUACAUUUGUCCCACCAACAAAAAAAAGAUCAUUCUUGUAAGUUCUUCCCAUAACGACCGUGAACAAAGCCUUUUCAUAAGCACAGAUGAAGGAGCCACUUUCCAGAAACAACCCAUUAAUUUCUUUGUGGAAACUCUCCUUUUUCACCCCAAAGAAGAAGAUAAAGUACUUGCUUAUAGCAAGGAAGGAAAGGUUUAUGUAUCCGUUGACUUGGGGAAAAAAUGGAUCCUUCUGCACGAACAAGUUUCAAAAGAUCAUAUUUUUUGGGCCGUUGCUGGAGUUGACGGAGACUCUGAUUUAGUUCAUAUGGAAAUCCGGGACCCCAGUGGAGGUUAUCGCUACAUCACUUGCCAGAUUCAAAAUUGCUCUGAUAAGACAAUGACAGUCCAGUUUGCUGGUGGCACUGAUCGGGAUUCCCUGACUGUGCAGGAUGACUACAUAUUUCUUCAGACAACAUCAGCAAAUCGGACGAAGUAUUAUGUGUCCUACCGUCGAAAUGGCUUUGUACAGAUGAAGUUGCCAAAAUACGCACUGCCAAAAGAUUUACAGAUAAUCAGUACAGAUGAAAACCAGGUGUUUGUGGCUGUUCAGGAAUGGUACCAGACAGACACAUACAAUCUGUACCAGUCUGACCCUCAAGGUGUUUACUACUCUAUCUUGCUGGAGAAUGUCCGGAGCACAAAGCAGCCAGAAGAGAAUGUCCUGAUAGAUAUUCUGGAGGUCAGAGGUGUGAAAGGAGUCUUUUUGGCCAACCAGAAAAUUGAUGGGAAAGUUACAACUCUGAUAACCUACAACAAAGGCCGUGACUGGGAUUUUCUAAACCCUCCAGACAUCGAUAUGAAUGGCAAACCAACAAACUGCAAACCUCCUGAUUGCUACCUUCACCUGCAUCUCCGCUGGGCGGACAAUCCCUAUGUGUCAGGAACAGUCCAUACGAAGGACACUGCACCAGGGCUCAUAAUGGGGGCAGGUAACCUGGGGUCCCAGCUGGUCGAGUAUAAAGAAGAGAUGUACAUAACAUCUGACUGUGGUAAUACAUGGCGUCAGGUCUUUGAAGAAGAGCACCACAUCUUGUACCUGGACCAUGGUGGAGUUAUUGUGGCUAUCAAAGACACCUCUAUCCCUCUGAAAAUACUCAAGUUCAGCAUAGAUGAAGGCCAGACUUGGAGUACACAUAAUUUUACCAGCACUUCAGUCUUUGUAGAUGGAUUACUUAGUGAACCUGGAGAUGAGACUCUGGUCAUGACAGUCUUUGGGCAUAUUAGUUACCGUUCAGACUGGGAACUGGUGAAGGUGGACUUCAGACCAUCCUUCCCCAGGGAGUGCACGGAUGAUGACUAUGAGUCUUGGGAGCUCACAAAUCUACAGGGGGAUCGUUGCAUCAUGGGCCAGCAGAGGAGCUUUCGAAAGAGGAAGAUUUCAUCAUGGUGCAUUAAAGGGAGGAGUUUCACAUCAGCUCUCACAUCCAAAGUUUGUGAAUGUGUGAACUCUGAUUUCUUAUGUGAUUAUGGGUUUGAGCGCUCUGCACCUCUGAAGUCAGAGUCUAGCAAAUGCUUUGCUGACUUUUGGUUUAACCCAGAAGCGCCUCCUGAGGACUGCGUGCUGGGGCAGGCAUACACCGGCAGCACUGGGUACAGAAAAGUUGUUUCUAAUGUGUGUGAAGGUGGCGUAGACCUGCAGCAGAACUUAGCACAGCAUAUGUGUCCACUGAUUGCUCCCAAAGGACUUCAUAUCAGCAUCAGAGAAGAAAGCCUGACUGUUAAGCCUGGGGAAGACAUCACCUUCAUCAUCAGACAAGAGCAGGGUGAUACAUUGAAUACCAAGUACCAGGUAGAUCUUGGAGAUGGCUUUAAGGCAAUAUAUGUGAACCUUACGAUGACUGGAGAACCCAUCCGUCACCGCUAUGAGAAUCCUGGGAUUUACCGUGUCUCCGUGAAGGCUGAGAAUGUGGCUGGGCAUGAUGAGGCUGUGGUAUUCAUCCAAGUCAACUCUCCACUGCAGGCUUUAAAUUUAGAAGUGGUUCCAGUCAUUGGGAGAAACCAGGAGGUGAACCUGACAGCCAUCAUACUGCCUAAGAACCCUAAUUUGACUGUCUUCUACUGGUGGAUAGGAAACAAUUUUCAGCCACUCCUUACAUUGGAGAGUUUUCUGGUGACAAAAUUUACUGAGACAGGUGACGUCAGAGUUACAGUGCAAGCUUCCUGUGGGAGUUCCAUGCUUCAGGACUCAAAAGUUGUCCAUGUUUUUGAUCAUUUUCAUGUUCUUCCUCUGAAGUUUACUAAGCACCUGGACGUGUACAACCCUGACAUACCUGAGUGGAGGGAAGACAUAGGGCGGGUAGUAACACGACUUCUUGCAAAGGAAACCAAUAUACCCAAAGAAACACUAAUGACGGUUGUGAAACCCGGUCUUCCCACAACUGCUGACUUGCAUGUGCUUCUACCAGCAAACCAACCGAAAAGGAAGAGAAGUAUAACCAGUGAUAAGAGAAUAGCGGCUAUAAAGCAGGCCUUGAACGCACACAACAUCAGUUUCUUUCUGAGGGGAGGAUACUGGGUUUUAGUGACUUUAGCUGACUCCAGUUCAGAGUCUCAGAGGAUUGGAGGAGGCAGUGGCUACUGGGCUAUUGUGGUUCUCUUUGUUAUCUGUCUAGUUGCAGUUGGGGCCUUCAUCCUCUACAAGUUCAAAAGGAAACUGCCAGGCAGAAAUGUCUACGCCCAGAUGCACAAUGAAAAGGAGCAGGAGAUGACAAGCCCUGUUAAUCAUAGUGAAGACACCCAGAACAUCAUCCAGGGUGAGGAGUUUAUUGAUGAUGAUCUGGACUCUCAAACACUAGUGACUCCUUCUGGGAGAAGUGGCAACUUGAACAGCUACAGAGUUCCCUUAUUGCUGAUGCCGGUCAGUGUCCAGUCCCAGGCAGUCACUCAGGCGUGGUUUUGAGCAUCAACUCCAGAGAGAUGCACAGUUACCUGGUUAGCUGAUAUUUACAGCUGAACACAAAAACCGAAAGACUCUUCUCUGUAUCAUUUUAUUUUUCCCUGGUGAUGUCACAAAUUGCAAAUAUGGCUGUAAAUGCUGGUGGAAAGGAUGUUUCUUACCAGUCCCAUGGAAAAAAGCGUCCAUCAUCAGUUACCGAGGGAGAAGGAUAAUAUGUCUUGUGUUCACUCUAUGGCCUAAGAACUCAUUACGAUUGAAACUCAAACUAUGGUAGCAAAUUUGUAGCCCUAGGCACCUUCAAUGCCACCUUAUUUCUUUUCUGUAUAUGCUCUAGUUCUUUAUGUUUAUUUUUAGAAUUAUUGACUGUAACUUUUUAAUUAUAUUUUUAAUUGAGGUAUUCAGCAGAAGGCUGGGACUCUUCAGCCUGAAAAGGUGAUUUUUACACAAGUGACUAGACCAGAACAGAUGGUUGAUUGAUCACAAUGACUUCUUUUAGGAGGCCAAGUGUUUCUGUACUGGGAGAGGAGUGAGCAAGGAGACAAAUGCACUCCUAGUCAAUACAAGCUCUUAACUUAAACAUGUGUGAGACAAUCUAAUGAAUUUAGGCUUAGGCCCCUCUGUGGGUUAAGGGAAGUAAACUGUUAAUUAAGGUAUCUCAUAAUAUAGGGUAAUGGUCUUGUAAGUGUAGCAAGUCUUGACAAACCAUCAGCACCAGUAUCUCCCCCAAUCCCACCAUGUGUGAAAGAAAAACACCAGCUUGAUGCUAUUUCCAGACCAGGUGCCUUCACUUGUGGACAGUCAUUUCAGUUGUUCUCUUGUCUCUUGAGCGAGCACCUCUAGGACAAUGGCAGCUGCCGGAUGAGUUACCCUGUAAAACCCCAUGCUGGUGGCCUGUUUCUUUUUAAAUUUCCAGAGAGUGUAAAUACCUCUUUUAAGUCACUUUCUUUAUAUGGUUAUUUUUUUAAAACUUCCUAUUAGGGCAGAGGUGCUGGGCAGGUCAGAGCUCUUCUCUGGGCACGACUGGGUAGCACACUGCCAUCCCCUUCCCACCUGCAUCCUUCUUUCGGAUUUUCCCUGACUGUUUGCCCUUGCAGGCAGGGGUGGGCAAACUCUGACCUGACCUUCUGUGCUCGGAUAGGUUUGACAAUCCAGUGGGCCAUGGGGAGGAUGGUUUGUGAUUUAGGGGUUCAUAUUUCCCAUCACCACAGGGUGUCACUCAGUCCCUAUUGCUGCUGGCCGCUGUUUCUGCAGGGAAGGUGAUGGGGCUUCUGAAGGAGCUGCCUGUAGAAAGGCUUGUGAGUCAGGUCAGAGUUUCCUAAUCCCAGUUUUGUAAAUUGGGUCAGAGUUUCCUAGUCCCAGCCUCUUCAUCCCUAGGGAAUCAGCAGUGUGGUGAAUCCACACCCUGCUGGUCUUUUCCCUGAGGUUUAUGGAGCCGCGUAGGAAACAGACUGUGAUGUGAUGAGUUUAAGCAUCUGGCAUCCUAUCUCUCCCAGCUGCCUGAGAUUAGGAUGCUUCUCUCAGAAACCUAUAUAAUCUCUUCACUUUUUGCCUUCAAUAGAGAAGAAAUAACUCUUUAUUCACUGAAUGUCACACCAAUGCUAGCGGCAAGCUCACGCACCACCUUGGUUAAGGAGAAUACAGAUAGCUAACUACAUCUUUCUGAAUAAACAAACAGAAAAUAAUGAAUGCUGGUAAACCACAAAAGAAUUGUCUUAAAGUUAUCGUAUGCAUUGGAGUCAUUCUUCCAUGUGGAUAUUGUCAUCAAAUGCACGGAUGGGGAUGCAGUAAUUCAGUGUAGUACUAUAGGCUCUCAUAAACCCCACAAGAUGUAUGUCUAAAGCACAAGAAAAUCUAGAUUAUAAAUUUACUGUAAGGAGCUAGAUGGAAAAGUUAAAGUGAAGAUUCUGAAAAGUGCUUGCAAACUGCUCAGGAAAAUAAUUUCAAAAAUUAUUCUAAAAUUUCUGCCUAUUUAGUUGUAGAGUGCCAUGCAAACUGAUUUAUGGAGAAGCAAUGCUCUAGCUGACUGUUGUAUGCCAGACUGUGUAGAAAUCUAAAUUGUUACAUGUAUCUAAAUCUGGGUUUCUUGAAGAGAAGUGCAAAUACAAAAUCUGUUGUACAUUGGAAACUCUUGAGAUUGUUGCACCAAAGGCUUUCCCUCCUCACCAGCUCUUUAUGCUUUUUCUAGUGGAAAUGAGCUGGAGCAGAGAAUAAAAUAGUAUUGCAAACAGGUUGCUUGUUCCUGUGGUAUAAAUCUGAAGUGGGUUAUUAGCAUAGGGCAGGUGAGUGACAGAUUAGCCUCAUGGACAAGGGAUGGGAUGGAAGUUCUGCUUUGGGGUUGUUGUCCCAUGGUUCGACUGAUUGGAGGACACUGUUGGUACUAGGUCACACAUCUAAUUUAUGCUUUAACAGCUAUAUUCAUACAUUUAAUACAGGGUGACUUGUGUCUCUGAUAACAGGAGUCUUUUGGAGCACUGUCAAAUAUUUAACCGCUUGGUACUCUAAUUAACACUUAGCACAAUAUAGUGCCUGUAAUAGUAUUUUUCAAUGCUUAUUAAUUUGAUUCAUGCAGCACUCCUGUAUGGUUGGUUUGUCUUGUCUUAAAAACACUGUUUUCUAAAGAGAUGUCAGUAUUGCCAUAACUGUAUUAAUAAUACCCAGAAGAUAAUAAAGGAAACCUUUGAUUCCCUGGCAAGAAUAAUUUUAAAAUGAAUUAUUUUAAAACUGAGAAAAUAUCAUUAGCAUUUUCCCAUUCAUGGUGUCUUGGUUUGUCUUUAAAUGAAAACUCUUACUAGAACUACAUUUCAAAUCUGUUGAACUACAUCUAUGACAUCUUAGCAUUUUAUCCUUUAUAUGUAUCUAAAUGCUGAUACAUAUGCAUACAGAAACACAGAGUUGUUUCUAUGCACAGAUGCUAGUCACAAAUGCACCUGCACACACACAUGCAGCAUUUUGACAUAUUCCAGUUUAAAUUGUAAAUGAGAAAGGGUAAUUUCAUGGCUAAGAAACAGAAGAUGGCUGUCAGAUAUCUGGAUUCUGUACCCAGACUUUGAUCAAGUUACUUAACCUGUAUGUGCUUCAGUUUCCCCACCUGUAAAAUGGGGCUGAUAGUAACUAUCUGCCUCACAGGGGUAUUGUGAGGCUAAAUGAAUUACUGUUUGUUCAGGAUCUUCAGAGUGAAUUUUGUGAGCAUAAAUUAUUAGUAGUUUCACUGUCUUUGUUUUACUUGUAAUUAUCACUGUUAUUAAAGAUAGUCUACUGAAACCAGCAGAAAUUAUGUAUAAAUGUAAAAAAUGAGAAAUCCAAAAAAAGUACAUCGCUUGGAAAAAAAAAAAAAAAGGCAAUUUUAUGUAUUAUUUAAAAACUGUUAUUGGAACAUAUUGUUACAUGGUAGCAUUGCAAUAUUGGCUAUGAUUUUGCUGUUACACACUAGUAUCUUAAACUUACUUUCUGCAGUGUUAUUUGGUCAAAAGCCUUGUAAUAAUGGGUACAGUGAUACUUAAUAACAUUGAUAUUGAGCUAUACUGAAACCAACAAAACUGGCGGUGUAUUGGCCUCAUUUACAUCUUUUGCCCUUCUUAAACUCUGAUGUAUUCACAAUUUCUAAAACACUCUGUACUUUUCACAGUGCUCCAAGCAGUACUGAUUUGAAUCAUUCUAACAGAGCCAUCAAGAUUUACAGAUGUUGUCUUUGAUUUCCCUUUUGACAUGGAAUGUUUUAUAUGGCUUUGGAGUGUCCCAUCCAUAUAAAGUGCUCAGAAAUGCUCAGAAGACAUUUAGGGAAAAUUCACACAUAGUGUAAAUUAAUUUGUCAAAAAUAAAAGCAAUAUAAACCAAUGUAUAUUUUCAUACCCUGUAGGAGAGGGUGGUGGAAAUGGCUGUGAAGAAAUAGGAGGUACCAGCCUGAGGCAAGAUGUUGUUAUUAUCUCCAAUUCACAUCCAAUUUCUCUGAACUCUUUUAGGAUAUUCUCAUUGAAUCAUAUAUUUCUUGAUGAGUUUUCUGCUUUUGAUGACCAGUAUAAAAAGGAGUAAAGUGUUUAUUCAUAUAAAGUAGAUGAUUUGUUAAAUUACUGUCCUCUGGACAGACAGAGAUAAAUCAGUGCUGUGCCAUUAGUAGUUCCUAGUGCAAAGCAGAUUUCAUCUGACAUGAUUAUGAUGGUUAGCUGUGGUUUAGGUCCAAUGAGACAUCCCUUUAGUCAGAAUACUCUACUACUGUAUGCUGUCUCUUUAAUAGAGAUUAGUAAAGCUGAACUGCAGUGGUUUCCAUCCUCCUUACACAAAUACAUGUUUAAAGAAAUGCAGGGGUGUUUUUUUAUUUUUAAGAAAUUAAAUACAUGCAUUUGUUUGCAGUAACUUUUUAAUGAUGAACUAGUGGUUCUGAUAAGCUUUGAAUUUCUAGUGUUAUUUCAAGUUGAAUACAAAGUUGCUAAGUUGAUAGAAUUGAUGAGAAUUUCAGUUGUAGAUUUUUCCUGUUUCCUAUAAAAAAAUGUUUUGUAAUUUUUCAUUAAUGACACUUUGGGGGGGAAAGAGAGGCUAAAAUAUUUACUUCACUGCACAGACCCUAACAGUUGAAGUUGCUAUUAUAUAUUCAUUGAUACUGCUGUAUUGUUUCUAUCUUCAUUUUUAUUUUAGAGUUUUAGAUGAAAGUCAGUGCACAUUUCUCUCAAAAUAUUGGCUUUCCACCAGGAAGAAAUUUAUAAGCAUUUACCUUUAUAAAUAUUGAUUUUUGAGAUGCAAAAUUUUGUCGUGUUUUCAAAGUCCAUCCAAAAACCUGCUUCCUGGCUCAUUUUCUCUAUUUUAGUCCCAACUGUACAUUGCUUCUACAACUUUCUUUACAAGACUGAAACAUAGCCUAAUCUUACUAGUCUGAGACAGUCUUUCUAAAUCUUCCAUUAGAAUAGCAUCUAGUUGCCUAGAAGUAGUUACAGGAUCUGCACAGAUAACUUUCUUAAUGUUAAGUCUGUAUUUUCAAGUUCUUUAUUUCCUUUUGGUAUUAGGUCUCUCAGUGCCAUUUAAAUGUGUGUUUAUUUCUGUCAUGGAUAUAUAUGUAAUGUUUUUCACCUAUUUUCAGACUCUAAUCAUCAAAGUGACAAAUUCUGAAAUAACUCAGACUCCCAGUUAUCUUUUUCGAUUAAAAGCCUAACCCUGCAGGCUUUGGGAAAUGUCCAGCUGUGUACUCUUAAUUUUUUAAUCUGCUUUUCUAAAUCAGCCCUUCUACCUGAUUGAUCAUCUUGGCAGUUUUUCCUCCAAUUCUUUUUGUAACCUCAAGCUGGAGGGAGCACAGAAGGAUUUCUCAAUGUCAAGAUGGACUAGAGCAGCUCACUUCCCAAAUCUGAAUGGGAAUGUCAUAUGGACAGUUUUUAUUUUUCCUUUCUUUUCAAGUGUGUUGCAUAGAGCAGAGGGGAUGAUACAUAACAUCAGGGAAAUAAGGACCUGUAAUGGUACUUCAAGGUGGUGCGAAGACUAAAGAAUGCAUUCCUCUUAGAAUUUUUUUUUUUUUCUGAAAUAGAUACAUACAGCAAGUUAGUUUCAUGAUUCUUAAUAUGUGGGUUCUCAUUCCUUUAAGUCUUCAGUCCCCGCCUUUUUCCUCCUGUUGAAUGCAGUAGCAUAUUACUUAAAAUAUGAAUUGUGGAGGCAUGUAUGACUGAAUGAAGGAUUUUCAUUCUUUCCAUCUCUUCAUUUUCCUUAUGUGAAGCUUGUCAGUAUUACUAUUUUCAGCUAGUUUAUGUGCUGGUAGCUGAGAUGUUCUUCUGAAAGACAAUAUCUAAGAGAAGCAAUACUAGAAGUCUUAGAAAUAUGCACUCUGCAGUGCAAUGAUAAAACUAUGUGAACAAAAUCAUUAUCAAAGAGCUGUUAUGGUUUGUAUUAAAAGUGUUUUUAAUAAUAUCUCUAAAAAUACAUGUUCUUAACUGCAUACUCUUUGUGUCUCUCUCUCCUUCCAGAUUGAUUUUCUUUUAGGAGUGACAUUUAUUAACCCUGAAAAAAAUGGGCUCUUUCACUUACUCAAGUAAUUCUGUUUAAAAUUAUUUCCUUGGAACACUUGAAAGCGUUACACAAACUUGAGCUUUAUUGAUCAGACUUGAUUUCUGAGUUUCUGUAGAAUUUGUGCCUUUACACUGAUUUGUUGCAAUACAGUGGACAUAAAGCCCUGUUGGGCAACAAUAAUACAUGCAGUGGUACAUAGUGCUACUUAAAUAACAUGACUUUAUUGCAUAUAUUUUUAAUGGUAUAAUGAGUAUAUUAAUCACCAGGAAGGCCCGGAGUUCCAAAUAAAUUUCUUAGCAUGUCAUAUAUUUCUAUGUUAUUUGUUGUUAAUUUUAGCCAGCUUUUGAUACUUGUAUUUAGUUCUUAUUGACAGUGUCUGCUCUUGCACAUCAAAGGACAAGAAUUAGCUUAUUCUCUCUUUUUUUUUUUUUUUUUAUUUUUAAAAAAGUCUUAAUUCACAGCAUUUGCUUAUUAAUUGAAGCAGUUUAAAAAGGAAAUCUUUCCAAAAUGGCGAAAGAGAUGCUUUUUAAUGAGAACAGCUCGUAUAGUAAAACAGCAGACUUCUUUCCACACAGUUUUUGAGGCAUCCUUGUUACAGAUUUUGAGUAGGCAGGACUAUGCAGAAGGAGAAGUGUACACUCCAAACAUCAGUAACAUGCCCAUAGGCAAUUUGCAAAUUAUAAAACUAGUCUAAAGGAGAAUAUUUUAAUAUACCACUUAUAUGUCCCAGAUUCACAGAAGGGCAUUUAAAUAGUUAAGAUUACAGAAUAUCAUCAUAAGCAUAGGAAGAUGCCCAAUUCACUGGCUUCAUUUGCUCGUAAAUACACUUGUCUCUUGGGAUUAAUCUUCUGAAAUGCUGAAAUAUUCAGAUAAGUGGCAUGCAUUAUUUAAUGUUUCCAACUUUUUGCUAAGUAAUUGGUGACACUUCAUACAAAAAAUUUUUUGAAUUUCCAUUCUCUUCUGUUUCUCCUCAUUUGUUCCUCCCUUCCUUUUUUUGUACAUUUAUUCUUUUUAAUUUUUGCUGCAGUUUGUUGCUCUGCCUUGCCUGCCUCCUCCUCCUGAUGACAGUUCUCUACAAGUUCAAAGAAAGUUCCUUGCUUUUUGUUUUGCUUUAUAUUCUGUUUUCAUCUGUGUUUUUAUUUGGAUACGAGCCUUACUGUGUCCUGAGUGAUAAGAAGAAGAAUCUCUUCCCCAUACCUUUCUCUCCUCUGAGCUCUGCUAUAUUAUCUGCGUUGAUAUAUGUGCUUUGUCCCACUGUAGUCCAUCCUUCCUGUGUCUUUCCCACUUUUUGUUCAUUUAAUCCAUUCACUUUUAAUUUUGGCUGUCAUUUUCUCUAAAUCUUUCUGGAACCCUUCCCCUUUGCCCUUCCAGGAUUUCUCUUAGCUGCUUGUCCCAGAGAGCACAUACCUCUAGUCUGAGAUGUGGAUGAGUGUUUUAUUCCCUGUAAGAAUAAGUACCUAGCAUUUUCCUCUCUCAUCCAUGUAUAGGUUGACCUUGCUCUUGGUUUGUAGUGAAAAACCAUAUAUUUAAUUGACAGUCAGCUAUGGCCGUUAUCUCCCAAAUGCUGCCUCCUGCCUCGUUUUGGGUUAUGGGGAUGAGACAUGGUGUUUGCAUGAAUUUUCUGGAGCACAGCAAGGGCUGGCUUGCUUUACUAGCCAUUCAAUCUGGCAGGUACAGAAUUGCAUCAGGGUUGGGCAGAGACACCUUGCCAGACCAUUGAACUGCAUUUGUAUUUCAGUAUGGGAAAUACUGAGGCCCAAGCUUGUACACAGCCAUUUAAAUUCAUUGAUACAACAUGAAGCUGAAGAAUAAAUGAAGUUAAGAGGGCCCAUUCCUAACAGGUGCAGGAACAGGGAUCAUUCCUCUUGGGAGCAAUUUGACUUGUCAGGUUUGUGGGACAGGUCUAUAUGCAACCCUUCCUAGAGGCAGAGGCAAAUGGCUUGCUUUCAAAUUCCAUAAAAUACAAGAUUAAGCACUCAUCAGAUAGGUUAGGCAGAAUAUUCUUGUUGGAGAAGCUUGUAGAAGUUGAUGGGAAUAAGAUAAUUGAAAAGCUCAGCAGUAUCUUUGAAGGUUAGAGCCUGUGUUAGAGAGGGAGCAUACGUGAGAGAGGUACAGGAGGGAAGGGAGUGCAAGACUAAACAGGACAAAGAAAAGCAGGGAGAAUGUGAUUCCAGUGUGUAUGGUUUUGCCACGAGUUGUUGAUUUUGUUUUGAUUAAGCUUUGGAGCUUACUUUAAUUUGUAAUGGCAACUAUUUUCAGUUUUCUUGGUUGCAUGCAGAGACUUUAAACCAUGAGUCUAAACUGAUGCACUAACAGGAGCAUGUGAAAUUAUUAGCAUUUCUACCUAUAAUUUAAGAGGGAUCUGACUCACAGCAAAGUCCCACUAGAGGUGCAUGGAAAAGAGGUUGCUUCCCAGGAGCCAGGAUGUAUAUAUGUGCGCUCCAGAGGUAGCUCUAAUGUAGAUUUAAUUCUGAGAUGAUUGUAAGGCAUUUGCUAAUGGUAUUCCUCCUUACCAAAUCACCAACAUAGGAGGCAAGGGAGAAGCAUUAUUUUAUAGGGUCUGUGUCUUGGAUUUAUACUGCUUAAAUAUAAUUUGCUAGGAACCUAUGAGCUGUAAUUUUAUAAUGUUUAGAGAGGAUGAAUGGAGUUGGUAUAGUAUUCCUGAGGGUAAACACCAGCCACUGGAUUUUUCUGAACAUGACUAGAAAUUUUAAUUUUAGGAACACAGAGUUCCUCCAUUUCAUAUGCACACUAGGCAUUUGAGUACAGCUCCUUUUUUUAAUUCAUCACUGACAAGCUGUGAUUUAUUUCCUCAUGGGUCAUGGGCUGUACUUCCUGCAGUGCAGACGUCUCUGGAGGGAAAAUGUUAUCAAAUGGAGAAGCAUACUUAAAUUCUCCCCUCUUGAUCCCAGUCUCUUCUGAGCUACUUUUCUCUGAUUGUGGUUCUGCCAGUAAGCUGGGUUGAUGUCAAAAGGGGAUUCAUGCAUUUUUAUCCUCUUCUGUGUGGCUGAGAAAAAAAAAAAAAUGCAAGAAAAACUUUGCAGAGGAAUAGCUGAUUGGAAGAAGUGGGGCACUUCAUCAGCUGGCAGCGUACUUUGGGAAUUUUCUACUUUUGUGCUUUACUUAGUGAUUAUGUUUACAAAUAUGUACAGCUACUGUGAUUUACCUUUCCAUUAACCAUAUAUAUAUUUCUCUGCAAAAGGGGAGGUCGUUCUAAAGAAUGUCGCACUAAUGCACUGCAAGCGUGAUUUUAGGAGACAUCAACUACCUGCCCUUCCUCACCUAAAUGAAAUUACCAUAGUAUCAUUGCUCUGUAUUUAUGAAGCUGCCCUAGGAAUAUCAAUUCACCCUGGAUUAAGUAUUGGAGAAAGAUUUGGAGAGAUAAUGAGAAUUGGAAUGGGAGAAUUUUCUAUUUUAAGAGUAAAGGAUGAAUACUGGCAUGUUUACAGUGCAUCUGGGGCUGUUUCUGCACAGGUGGGUCCAAAAUCUCCAGACUCAGACAGAUAAAUCAUAUAGAUAUUGUUGUCAUUAUCCAUGUGAAAAAAAAAAAAAAAAUUGGUAAUGAAACCAAGCCCAAUUAUUUUGGCUAAUCAGAGCUACAGCUCUUGAUAAAUACAUAUAAAAAUCAAAACUAGACUUGACAUACUCCUUGUGAAAACUCACAAAGCAUUUCUUGCUACCCCAUUGUUCAUGUGGAGCAUUGUUUAUUUGUCACUGCAGGGCCAAAUUCUACCCUAAUUUAUGACCAUGCAGUUCCACAGACAUUGUCAGUUCAGCUUUGUGUUAUGGAAGAAAGGUGCUCACCCAUGACAAAUUUGAAAUGCAGCUGCAGGCUGAAAUUGCUCAUCAUCUUACACAUCUGUACUCACCCAGGUGACCAGCUGAUUUUCACCUGCAAUUCUUAUUUCUGUGGCUAUCAUGAGAGUACUUUAAAUAGCUGUAAGCUUAUUACAGCCAAGGUAGAACUUAGUUUUUGAACUACUUGCAACUGCUUUUCCAGAAUAUGAUCAGCAAAUGCUUAACACUGUUUCUAAAUGGAUUUCUAACAAAGGGGCCCUUCCAAUCCAUGGAAAGGCUCUUAGCAGUCAUCAGUAUGCUACAGUUCAUACCUUCAACAUAUGUGACUACGCAGUCCUCUCCUUCUACCUUUGCACAUUCUAGUAUUGUGAAAACAGUACAUGCCUUUUCCUAAUUUUGAUUCAGGAGACCUUGACUUUCAGCAGGUUUCUUUGUAUACGGUAUCAGGGCUCAAGGGAAGAAUUAAAUUAAUCCAUAACUGGUGCAUUGUCAUAAAUGGGAAAAAGUGUUUUUUGUAUAUUUUUGUAAAUAUGUAACAUUUAAUGGCAGUUUUGUAGUGAUGUGAUGGUUUUGAGAAAAAAAAAAAAAUCAAAUAUAUGUUUGAAUAUACUUAAUGUGACACUUAACUGUGAUUCAAUUGCACAAUUAAUAGCUUAAUCAAAAGUCUUGUGCAAUAUGUAGUUCACACACAUAACCAAGUAUCUGUUAGUGAUCCACAACCAAGUUUUUGUCAACUUUUAACGAUGGUGAUGAGCUGUGCAGUACAGAUUAUCACGGUCUCUUUCAGCUUCCAAACAUGUAGCAGGCAAACUACUGUAUACGUACCUGUGUACUCCACUGCAUCCAAAGGUAUGCAUUUGUCCUGAGAACCUGCACUACAGGUUUUUCUUUAAUAAAAUUUGUUCUAAACUA